Cylicocyclus nassatus is the source of this 433-nucleotide messenger RNA. NCBI's taxonomy places the organism in Eukaryota, Metazoa, Nematoda, Chromadorea, Rhabditida, Strongylidae. The record is from the annotation of a GenBank genome assembly.
CCCAAAGCCACUGAGCAUUUGAGACGAUUCAACCGUAGAGUUCGGUGUCAAACAGCUGCAAUGGCGACAAAGUGGCUUGCCUUCUUCCUGUUCUUCAUCCAGGUAGAAUACCUUUCGUGCUGCGUUUUUGACAAAGUGAGUAAGAUACGCGUUGGCAACGAAACUCUUAAAACUCUUUAUGCAAAUAAGAAUGAUUGCUUGGCUGCCUGCUAUGCAAACAAGGAAUGCUCCGCAGUAAUGCAUUACAAAGCAGUCAAUGCAUGCACCCCAUUUACCAAAGGAGAAAAACCAAUCAACUGCGCAGACGAUAAGCUAGAAUGUUACGUCCUUCAACGCGACGAGGUGGAUCCAGUGUGCAAAACAUUCGUGAACUUUUGAGAAGAACGACGAGACUGCAUGUCAUUCCGCUUUUGUAGCAUUCUGUUAGUACUGC